UACUUGGUGGUAUUUUGGGUUGCAUACUAUCCAUUUAAGUAUUAUUAAUAACUGAUUAUUUGAUUGAAUAUUAAUGCAUUAUUAAGCAUUUAUUUCUUUUUCGCAAUUACUUAAUGCACUAGCCCUUUCGUACUAUUACGUUUAUAAUCGUUUAUUUCAAAAAGGCUAUGCAACUGACAUUGAUUAGAUACCGAGUGCAUUGAAAUUGGGAUUGAGAGGUACCUGCAUUAGUGUGGUGGAAAAACAUGGACAUAGAAUCGGACGAAGAAAAUGUGAUAGAAGAGGAUUUUUACUCCUUUUUAAACGUUUCAAAAGAGGCUAGCAGAGAAGAAAUUAAUAAUGCUUAUCGUCGCCUUAGCCGAAUGUAUCAUCCUGAUAAGCAUGUGGAUCCAGAACUUAAGAGUAAAGCGGAAGUUUUAUUCAAUAAAACCAAAAAGGCUUAUGAAGUCUUGUCUGAUCCCCACAGACGAGCUAUUUAUGAUUCCUUGGGCAUGAAAGGAUUGGAAACGGAAGGAUGGGAAAUUGUGCAAAGGACUAAGACUCCAGCUGAGAUCAGAGCUGAAUAUGAACAACUGGCAGAGGAAAGAGCUGAAAGACGAAAACAGCAAAGAACAAAUCCUAAUGGGAAUAUUACAGUGGCUAUUAAUGCUACAGACUUGUUUAAUCCAUAUGAUGACGAAUUAUUUGAUGAUGAAUUUGAACCGGAUCUUUUACAAAGGUUUCCUAAUAUUGAAGUUUCUUCAAUGCAGUUCUCACAGUCAGUUGAUUUUCCUUUAACUCAGAAGGACACUUGUACAUUAUCAGGACAGUUACAGACGCAGAAUGGGACAGGAGGUGGUGGUGUAAACCUUAGUUGGAGGCAUAUUUAUUCCCAUAAAAGUUGGGCUGAGGUGGAAUUAGCUGCUGGUAGUGGACCAUCAGUAUCAUUUAAAGGUUUUAGAACUUUAACAAAAAGAUUUUUUUGGAAUGGGGGUGCAGUUUUACAGUUUACACCUGAAGGGAUUCGACCUGGAGUCAUGUCAACUCUAGCAAUGCAAAUUGAUAAACACUCAGUAGGAUAUUUGACUUACCAAGGUGGAAUUCGGUCAAUAGUUUCAACGUCCAUUGUUAGAGAUACAGAAUUCAACCAUUACAAUUUAUCUAUUCAAGUGGGACUUCCACACUCAUACAUUUCCCUGAAUUAUACCAGAAAAAUGUUAAGUCAGGAACUUAAAUUAAAAUUAUCUGUAAAAGCUGGUACAUUUGGUGGUGUGGUGGAAUAUGGAGCUGAGAAAAAAGUAUCAAAACAUAGCAAUUUAUCUUUUGCUGUAACAGUUGGUGUUCCCUCAGGAGUUAAAUUAAAGAUUAGGUUGACAAGGGCAAAUCAAGUUUACAAUUUUCCUAUUCAUUUGUGUGAGGAGGUUAUGCCAUCGCCUAUAUUUUAUGCAACAGUGGUGCCCUUAAUAGUUUAUGUAGUAGUUAAGAAAGGCUUUGUGGAACCAUUUCUUAAAGAACAAAAAGCGAAAAAGGUUGAAAAACAGAAGCAAAAUAAUUUUAAUAAACUCUUAGAAAAAAGAAAAGAAGCUCAAGCAGCCCAAGACUUAAUGACAGCUACAUAUACAAGGAUUAAAGAAGCUGAAGAAAACAAAAAAGGUCUCGUCAUAAUUAAGGCGAUUUACGGGAAAAUUUCAACAGACCCUAAUGAAACUGGCGAUCAUGAGAUAUCCAACGAAGUUAUAGAUGUAACAAUCCCAAUCCAGUGUAUAGUUAAAGAUAGUAAACUUACGAUGCAUGAACAUACAAAGAGUCAAUUGCCAGGAUUUUUUGAUCCCGCUAUAGGAGAAGACAAGAUGUUGCACAUAAUUUACAACUAUCGAGAACAGCCUUAUGAAGUCACCAUAAAAGACAAUGAGUCUUUAAGGUUGCCUAAAAAUUCUCAUCGUGUGAAUGUAACAUAGUGAAGGAGUAAAAUAAACUAGUUAUUUUAGAAGGAAGAAAUUGUGAUAAAGUUUAAGUCAUCAGCUUAGUUGGUACAUAGUUUGUAACUAUAAUUUUGUACCAAUGAUGUGUUCAAGUUGUUUUAAGUCGAGUACUGCUGGUUUUAAACUUUUACAAGCGCAAAAUUGUUACAUAGUCUUGUUAAUUUAACAAAAUAAAUUGUUAUAAACA
Molecule: messenger RNA, 2148 nt
Organism: Zophobas morio
Lineage: Eukaryota; Metazoa; Arthropoda; Insecta; Coleoptera; Tenebrionidae
Product: dnaJ homolog subfamily C member 11-like
Exons: 11
Coding region: 246-1937 (563 amino acids)
Biological process (GO): cristae formation
Source: RefSeq, a predicted model, not a curated record